UGGGCGGUGCUAAAGAGGAGUAUUACAAACAGGCAGCUACAAACAGGCGGCUCCGACAUGAACGCCAUCUGUCCCCGGCUUCCGUGAAACCCAAGCCGAGUACUCAUGUGAUUCGUUGCUCGACAACUCUAUUGGAAAAGAAGAUGGUCACCAAAAGGAAUUGUUCGGAGUACAUGAAGAAAUUUAAAAACCCCAAAUGGGAGACUUGCUCGAAUUGUUAUGAGGACAUGCUCAGUUAUAGGCUGGGUCGCAGACUUCUAGAACAAUCACACAACCCUUGGAUCUGGAUUGGAUCUGACACCGACUCGGAUUCUGCUGGAGAAAAUUUACCUCGGCCCGACAGGAGCCAGGCCCAGUCUUCUGAGACAGGUGAUGAGCCUGUAGGGGUGCAACUGCGGGAGCAUCAGGGGUCCAGGACUGAUGUACCGAGACUUCCCGUUCUGGAAAAUGAGGAACAUGAUGAUCCUCCUCAAGGGAUCAGAGAGGCACCAGAAGAACAGAGUUGCAGUAAACACAAAAGUUUUACUCACAGAGGAGCACAAACAGAAAAAGAUCCUCCAGCUCCACGGAAACAGCAAACAAAGCCACAGAGGAUUCCUAAGUUUACAUGCGUCCAGCGGGUCAAAAAAACUGCAGUGGCGCGGCCUCCGGAUGAGAAUCGCAGACAUCCUUUUGCUCUGUAUGCUUCUGGUGAGAAGGAUGCCGACACUGCCGGGAAAAAGACGUACAACGUCCGACCCGCUGCUUCGACCAAUCAGAUCCAUGUAUCUGCUCUGAGGGCCAAGUCGAGACGGGAAAUAGAACGACACGUCCGGUUCCAGCAAAGUGAACUACCUCGAGCCAAGUCGGCUGAUUUGGGAAAAGUCAGAAAGAACGUUCAAACUGAAUUCAACCCUUGGCUCACUGAGUACAUGCGCUGCUUCUCUGCUCGCUCUCGAUGAAACACGAACAAUUCAAAAAAUAUGAUUAUACUAUUAUAAUAAAUAUUCAGACACAUAUAGAUAUUUUUUCAGACUGAUACCAAUAUGAGUACUCACUCUUGAGCACUCAGCAUUACUGAUACCAAGUACCGAUACCACCAGUACCUAUGAUAUUCUAAUUAACACAAUGAUAGAUCAUUGUGAACAAUGACUUUUCUAUCUUUCUGACUUACAUGACGAGUUCCUGGCGAUACCUGACAAUUACUACCUGAUAUCGAUACUUACUCAUUCCUAAUUGAAUGUAAUUUAAUGGUUAUCCUAAUAGCGACAUUGUUGAUGUAGAGUCAUAGCUUUCAAAGCCAUAUUUAGAUUCAAGCCCUUUAAAAGUAAACAGAUGCUUUUAUAAGAGUGUAUUUCUUCAGGAGAACUACUUCAAGGGUGCUUCAGAAUUUAGAAAUACAGGGUCAAAAUCUCUUUGCUUCCUAUGUGGGGCUUGCGUGUUCUCCCCCAAAGUUACGUAGUUGUUUGGUUAAGAACUAAAUAGUUCAUAAGUGUGAAUAUGAUUGUAAAUAAUUGUUUGUGUGCCUUGUGAUUGACUGGCAACUGGUCCAGGGUGUAUCUGGGAUAGGCUCCAGUUCACCUGCGAGCCUCAUGAGAACAAAUACUUUAGAAUAUAAAUCUACUACAAGGUUUAUUGUUUUGACUAAUAAAAUCACAAGGGCACUUUUUGCUACUUUUAGGUUUUUGUCAUUAGAUUGAGAUCACCAAAACGAAUGUGCAUUCCUUAUCGAACAUGUGAUGACAUAGUUGUUGUUUUUUUUGUCUAUGAAGAAAUUGUCUACCUGAUAGGUGGACACAUUGCUGUUGUACAUAAACUGGUGUAGAACUGUAAUGAGCAGAGCGUGGAGACUAUCCGCCCUUGACACACUUUUUUCAAGGCCAUCUAAUGACCUUUUGUGAGACAUACUGUUGCGGUGGUUAUCUUUAGGAGGUUUAUAAAUUAAGCUUAUUGAGGUGUUUUAACCACUAAUAUUGAAUUGAUUGUAAUUGUCAUUAAAGAACUGACAGCAAGCCAAAUAAAUGAAUGGAAAGACACUUGGAAGGUUAACGAGCUCUGUGCCAUAUAAUAAAAUCUUAUUUAUACUGAUGUUAAAAACGUUUAGGCUAAAAUUAACCUUUUUUUAUUUUAGUUGACUAUUUCAGAGUCAGGUUUGAUUGUUUGUUUAUUGUAACUGAAAUUCCAGCAUAAUUCUGUAAAUAUAUUUUUGAGCAAAGAAGUGACAUUUUGUGCAAUAUUAAAAUGCUGGAAAUAGUGCAAAGGCUGACAAUCGCUGGAAUUUUGUCACUCUUUUUUUGGUUUACAUGUUGAUGUAAGUUAUUUUCUCCAUCAAACAGAUUUUGAUUUGAGGAAUGGUCAUUAAUAUUUGAGUGCUCUAUAAGAGCAGCUGAUAUUCUGUCUAAAUUGAAAGGUUUGGUUCAGUGUACAAGUUAGAUGUUUUCCUUCUGUUGUCCCUUCAUCUUCAGAACAUGAAUACAAUAUCCUCAACAUAAAAGCAAUACUAAAAUCCGGA
Molecule: messenger RNA, 2491 nt
Organism: Syngnathus typhle (broad-nosed pipefish)
Lineage: Eukaryota; Metazoa; Chordata; Actinopteri; Syngnathiformes; Syngnathidae
Gene: ccsapb
Product: centriole, cilia and spindle-associated protein b
Exons: 5
Coding region: 144-941 (265 amino acids)
Biological process (GO): regulation of mitotic spindle assembly
Cellular component (GO): ciliary basal body; cytoskeleton; spindle
Molecular function (GO): microtubule binding
Source: RefSeq, a predicted model, not a curated record